Messenger RNA from Nilaparvata lugens (brown planthopper), 495 nucleotides. RefSeq names its product programmed cell death protein 6. The record is from RefSeq and is a predicted model, not a curated record. NCBI's taxonomy places the organism in Eukaryota, Metazoa, Arthropoda, Insecta, Hemiptera, Delphacidae. Gene Ontology annotation, molecular function: calcium ion binding.
AUGCCUGAUCAAGAAUUCUUAUUAAAAGUAUUUGAAAAAGUAGACAAGAUAGAAGCGGUCACAUACAGCGCGGAAUUGCAACAAGCACUUACCAACGGAACCUGGGCUCCGUUCAGAACGGAACUGUUCACUGAUGAUAGGUUUUUUGACAAGCAAAACCGAGGAACAGUUUCGUUCCAGGAUUUUGGAGCACUUUGGAAAUAUGUGAUUGAUUGGCAACACUGUUUCCGUUCUUUUGACAAGGAUGUCGGAAAUAUCGACAAAAAGGAACUUCAAACCGCCUUGCAAACGUUUGGAUAUCGAAUUUCCCAACAGACGGUUGAAGCGAUUGAGGAGUUUGAUAGGUUUGGCAACAAUACGAUACUAUUUGACGAUAUACAGAUGUGUAUUGUAUUGCAUACAUUGACUGCAUCGUUCAGACUGCAUGAUCUGGACCAAGACGGUGUUAUCACUAUAAAUUACGAGCAGUUUAUGACAGGUGUUCAACAUAAUAAU